Sabethes cyaneus is the source of this 1382-nucleotide messenger RNA. RefSeq names its product RNA-binding protein 42. NCBI's taxonomy places the organism in Eukaryota, Metazoa, Arthropoda, Insecta, Diptera, Culicidae. The transcript is spliced from 5 exons. Gene Ontology annotation, molecular function: mRNA binding. The record is from RefSeq and is a predicted model, not a curated record. Bases 73 to 1047 code for a protein of 324 amino acids.
CAAACGGCGUUUAGUGAAUAAUAUUGGGGUUGUUAGAAUAGUUUUGUGAUUUUUAUUCUCAUUUAUUUUACAAUGAGUACUAAACGUAAAAAUAUGGAAGACGAAAUGUCCAGAUUCGAGGCGGAGAUUUCAAAAACAGCCGCCGCACUGCCGAUCAGCGGCAUUUCGUCAAAUCCUUUUAUUCCCUCCCAAGUGCGUACGGUAAUUGGAUCGCAAACCUACAGUCAAGUGCAACAAAAAUUAGCAACCGCACCGACUCGAAUUCCGCCGCCACCAAUACCUCCGUUUUUGCCGACUUACACUACGCCGACCCCGCAGCAUCACGCUCCGGAAAAGUCAUAUUCUACAGAACCAACUCCGGCUGUCGUUAGCAGUGCACCAAAGCUAUAUAAUGCUCGACCGACAGUUGGAACGCUACCUAAAGUGGAAGUUUCCUCCGGUAGUGGAGGAGGAGGCUCUGUUAUUGGCCCAAGCAUUUCAUCAGCACCGGUCCAAUCGUAUGACAUAGCAAACAUACAGUUUGAAGUGACUACCAAAAUUAAAAAACAAAAAACAGAAAAAUCUGGUCCAAAUCCCAUAGCUGAAGAAGCUAUCAAAGCUGCUAGGGCAUCGUCAGCGUUGCAAUCAUUCGGUAAUGCUGAUCGGAGAGGAAAGAAAGAUCGGAAGACGGUUCGCGUCGCCGGUGGUCAAACGUGGGAGGAUGCGUCGCUUGCCGAUUGGCCGGAUGACGAUUUUAGAAUUUUCUGCGGAGACCUGGGAAACGAUGUGAACGACGAACUAUUGACACGAACUUUCAACAAGUUUCCCUCAUUUCAACGUGCCAAGGUAAUCCGAGAUAAGCGGACGAGCAAAAGUAAGGGCUAUGGGUUCGUCAGCUUCAAGGAUCCGCAGGACUUUAUUCGGGCGAUGAAAGAGAUGGAUGGUCGUUACGUGGGCAGCCGUCCCAUAAAGCUGCGUAAGAGUACCUGGAGAAAUCGCAGCAUUGAAACUGUGCGGAAAAAGGACAAAGAAAAACAGGCUCUGCUCAGUCUCUUCAAUCAGAACUAGUCGUAGCUAUCAUCGGCUGGACAACAGGAUUUGCAGAAUCAUAACAGACACAUUGUAUCAACUUUUUGGCUCACUAAUGCUACUAUGCAGCAGCUUGGGCGUUUUACACGUGUGUUUUUAUUUUUGUGUGUUUUCUGAUGUUCAUAUGAGUGAGCUAUUCGUUUUUGUCCCUGAGCUCUUAUUUCGCUUGUUUUGGAACGGAUUAUUUCAAAAGUUUAUUUUAGUCACAUAUGGAUAGAAAAAAAGCCUAAUCGUUGAGAUUAUUGUGUUCUCAUAAAUCUAUAUCAAAGAUGAUGCUUAACUGAAACCCUUUGCUUUUCUAACUUUUCUCUUUA